UAACAAAAAUAGCUCACUCAUCAAUUAAUUCUAACUUAUUUGGAUAAAGCUAUGAUUGUUAAUUUUAAUAUAGUUAAAAUCACAAUUUUAUUUUAAUAAUUUUAUAAUAAUUAAUACUUUUAAAACGAAAUUUUAAACAGAGAACUAUUUUGAUAACGAUUCUCUUAUUGCGGAGGGAGGAAAUUCAGAAGGGCAUGUAUGAAGUUGUUUAUCUUUGGCGAUUGUGGUUAACUUUUUAGCCAGUAUUAACUCAAAAUCAUAUUAUUGUAGUGUGAACUUUUGGUCAUAGUUAAAUAAUAAUAAUUGUUUUGUAGUCAAUUCUUAACUUUUCAUAAUAGCUAUGAAUUAAGUUGUAUAACUUAUUUUCCAACGAGAACACUUGACAUUUUAAUCAGACUGGCGGAACAGCCAAAUAUUUUGCAGUCGUGCGAGGUCUGACAGUCGAUUCAAUAGUCUGCGAGCGAAGGGUAGGCUACGGCUAGUGGAUCUCUGCACGUGAAAUGGAUUUUGCUCUGUGGUUUUCAUUUCGGAGAGUAUAAAGACUUGUGAUUUAAUGAAUAGUUAUUUAUGUUUAAUUUUGUAGUUUAAAUGACUGUGAUUCAUGGAAGACUACAAUUCUCAUGUGAACCCCGAUGUGAAGCGGGUUGUGCAAAGCUUCCAGUCGGCAGCUGUUCGUAGUUUAAGCGGUCCUAACGGGUUGCCGCCUCGAACUGUGGGCGUCAUAGGCCAUUCAUCUAAGAUGAGUUCUUCUGAUGUAGAGGAAUAUCACAAAGCAGUCGCUUCAAAUAAAAAAAUUCCCGAUGAAAAAAGUGAAUUUGACAAUCCCCUAUACGCCCGUCCCCCUUUCCCGAUACAACAAAUGCCAGUGUUUACGCCGGUUGACACCUCUAAAAGCGAACAUUCUGACACCAUCUUAGAGGGCGAAACUAUUGCCUGCUUCAGUGUUGGUGGGGAAAAACGAUUGUGUUUACCUCAAAUUUUAAACACUGUACUUCGAGAUUUUACUUUACAGCAGAUAAAUGCUGUGUGCGACGACUUGCACAUAUUCUGUUCAAGAUGCAACCAGAUUCAGUUGGAAACUCUCAAAGUUCUGAAUAUUUUACCUGCUAGGGCCCCUAGUUGUGGAUUAAUUACCAAAACAGAUGCUGAAAGACUUUGCAAUGCUUUGCUUCACAGCAAUCCUGAGCGUUCAAUGGAGUCUUUUUCACGUAACAGCUUUAAAGUAUACCAUGAAUGCUUUGGAAAAUGUAAGGGCAUGCUUAAUCCAGACUUGUACACAUCUCCAGAGUCAAACUGUAUCCGCUGUUCUGAAUGUUAUGGUAUGUUUAGUCCACCAAAAUUUGUGUGCCAUGCACACAAAUCUCUGGAGAAUCGUACCUGUCAUUGGGGAUUUGAUUCUUCAAAUUGGAGGUCUUAUCUCUUGCUUGCCAAAGAUCAGAAUCUUCAUGAAAAUGGUGGUCUUCAAGAUGCCAUAGAUGAAAUCAAGUCACGAUUUGAUCCUUCGCACAAGUCAAAACGAAGACAGAGUCCUGAGAGAUCAAGAGAGUCUGGCAACUCCAAGCGAAUCAAAACCGAGGACAGUGACACCCCCACUGAUACCUUGACCCACUCCCCCACCCAAGGAAUACCAUGGGAGAUGAUGAGCCUGAGAGGGUUGUCGUCCAUGUACCAGUGGUCUCCUACUUUACUGUCCGCCAUCAAAGAAGGGAAACUCUUGCCACCGCCAGCCAUCAUGAGAGAACACCUGGUAAGUGGAAUAUUACCAUCUUAUCUGCAUACUGGACCACCUGUAUUGCUGAAUCCAGAGAGAGUUGUCCCCUAUUCUGAAUCUGAGCGAUAUGAGCGUCAUUACACCCCCAAUGUUUCAUUGGCCCCUUCGUCUGGUCAGAAAUCUUCAGCUGAGGACGAAGAUGAAGUUGAAGAGAAGCCAGUCAUAUCUGAUCAGACAAACACAGACAGACAGCACAUUUCACAAGGUAAAGCACCACCACUGGCUUCAAAAUAUGAGAUGAACCAAAGCUCAAUGGAGUAUGACAUACCUACAGACACAGAUGAUUCAAACAUGGCCUCUCCUACUGAAAGUUGUAAAGAUGUUACACUUUCUGACUUACCAGAGUUUGAGAGCACAUUGGAAAAAGAAAUGGAAAUGGUGCGUUCGGCAUUGAAUGCUAAAGUAGAGCCCACUUCAGAGUCACAUGCCAGAUUUAUGCAAGACUUUUCUAAGCUCAGAGCCAAGACAGAAGAGAAUAUUCAGUAUUUGUUGAGGAUUAUAACUCUCACAAAAAGGGAGUUGGAGAUGAGCCGUAUGCAAAACUCAGAACUUGAAGAAGUGAUUAACAAGUCUGCUAGAGACCUCCGGAAUGCUGUUAUAGAUAAGGAUUACGCUUUGGAGCAGGCUAGAGCUCAGAAAGAAUUGAGUAAAAAGUUGGAUCAGGAUUUAAAGGAUAGACUGCAUAAUAUGGAAGCUCUAUACAGAGAGGUGUUAAAUGAAAACAAUUCUCUCAAGCGUCAGUUGGAAUUUGUGGUCAAGCAGUCAUCUCACGGCAAGUUUAAUUCAAGCGGUGAUAAAAACUCUAGGUUAAGGAUAGCAUUAGACCCAUCGCUUCCUCAAGAUUUAGCCAAUAAGCAGCAUACUCUGGAAAUCAAAAGAGAAAAAGACAUCACAGUGGAUUAAGAAUGCAGACAUGUUCAUUCACCGAAGCCUGGAUUAAUACAAAACUGGACUGAGGUGUAUUCACAAUGACGUUUUUCUAUGAGAAUGAAAAAAAUGGAUAUACAAAAGAAAACUGUUAUGUGUCACUUCCACUGAAGAAAUCAAGAGGUAUAUAACAUACCAGUUUUAUCUCUUUAGUCUAAAAGACAAUGUGUGUUGGACUGGUAAUAAUUUUUUUUUAAAUGUGUUCUAUUACAAAGUCAGUGUUUGACGAAGACACCUUUGUGAAAGUUAGGUGACAAAAGAGAAAUGGCUGUGGGAUUUUUUUUUUUUACUGAGAUUUUAAAAAAAAAUGAAAAUAUUUUGUUUAGUGUUGUUCAGCUACUAAAGAAAAAUGUCUUGGUGUUUGUGCUCUUAAAUAUACAAAUAUGUUACUAUUGUGAUUGGUUCUGUUUAAAAAAGACAGAAAUAUUUUUUUCAUGUUUUUGUUUUGCAUGCAUAUGAAAACUAUUUAAUUUUUCCCCCCAUAAUUUAGAGAAUUUAAUAAUGUUACCAUCUUCAUUAUGCCGCUAAAUACAAACAUCAUCAACUUAACAUUGCACGUUGUCUCCCCAUUCAAGCAUUAUAGAACUUUGGACCUCUAGUGGUAAAUGGCAAUUUGUGAAUAAUUUUGUAAAUAAAUUGUUCUGUGGUACAGCUUUAGUGUAUCAGUAAGUUCCAGAUUAAAUUUGAAAGGCAAGUAUUAGGAUUGGUAUAUGUUGCUAGGUAAUUUAAACUGGUAUAUUAAGAUUAGGUAUACUUAUUUCUUAACAGCAGGUCUGUUUAUGAAUUAGAGAUAGAAUAGCUGAUAUGGUAUGCAAUAUGAGCUUUUGCUUUCAGUGGAGUAAAGAAUUGAAUGCCAGAUCAGUAGAAAGAUAAAAAAAUUUAGACUUGCUACUAGUUUCUGCUACCACCUGAAGUUACAAUUUUUGCUUAAAGGGAGGUACAUUUUUAAAUUUAUUGAUACACACUUCCAUGUUUUUUUUUUCUUCAUUGUUGCUGAGUGCUGCAUUAGCUAGCAUUAUAAUAGGGCUUUUAUUACCAGAAUACCUCAUAGUUCAGAAUUAAUUGUGACAAUUGCUCACAGAGCAAGUUUUGAAAAUUUCCUUGUCUUCAUCUAUAUUUUUUUUUUCCAGUCUUGCAAAUUGGAUUGUUGUUGGUUUAAGAAGUUUAUUGAUAUUUGAAUGCUUGUAAUUCUGACCUCAAGUACAAUGUGCAUAAUACCUAAUUUCAGUUGAAGUAAACCUGUGUUGUGUUGACAUUGAGAACUUUUUUCUGUACACAGUUUUUAAAAAGUAAAAAAAAAAACAAGUAUUGCCCUUUAUAAAUUAAAAUGCAACUAAAACAAUUUAAAAAUAUUCAAUGUUGCUAUGUACAUUUAUAAUCUUAAGGAUGAAGGAGCUAUCAUCAAGAUGGUCAAACAUAGCAGUUUUAUAUAUUUUAUUUAUUUAUGAAAUUAUAUAUAAAGCUGCUAUUUCUCUAUGAAUGUGCCAAAAGUUGCCCCUUGUAUCCGGUGAUUAUGUCAGCUUGGCUGCCCACAAUUCCACAUGCAGUGGUGGCUGUGUCAGGAUGUAUCAUUUAUUAGGGAAAAAUAUAAUCUUAACUCUUGUUGAGCCUCUGAACUAUGUUUUACGUAAGGCAGUUAAAUAAGCCGAUCGUUGAUAUUCAUGUGCCAUAGUCAAUGUAUUUUGUUUUUAUUCUUUUAAAUUCCUUAAUAUAUUAUUUUAUUUUAUAAGCCUUUGUUAAACUAAUAAAUCUUACCUAUGCCUGCCAUGUUUUAGUUUUAAAAAAUUGUCAGAAACUUGAUAGAAGUUCUGUUUCACAUUAAGGCCAAGGCUAUCCUACUCUUUUUAAAUGUCUAUAUAGAUGUGAAUAGCUAAAUACAGUACUCAGAAGUUUGAAUCUCAAUUUUUUCAACAUAGGAAAGAAAAAAAAAAACUAAGGAAAUUAAAUUUUAAAAAAAAUGCAGACUAUUUAUUGUAAAGCCUACAAAAACAAAUAACUUUCCUAUGUGAUUUCAUCCCAACUGUAUCAAAGAUUCUUUUAUCUAUUUUCUUUUAUUCUCAAGCUGUUGUGCACAAAAUUGGAAUUUCAUUUUUUCAGUUAGCCAAACAAAUUUCUAAGAUGUCAAAUAUCUGUAUUUAAGUGCACUAUUGUUUUUAUUCCAUGACUUUUCUAUAUCUUAUAUUCCAUUAUCUCUAUGAUUAAUCUUGCUCCUAUAGGCUUUAGGAUGUGUAUAGUGUGUAAAUAGUAUGAAAGCUGAGCCAUACACCAAAAUGCACUCGUGUAGUGUGUGUUUGGUUUACUUUCUCUGGUGUAAAACACUAUCUUCUUCAAGCACAACAGCAUUUAUCAUCUUCUUUAUCUAAGACCACACUCAAAUGUUUCCAUAUCAUUUUUUUUUGUUAAAUUAUUGUUUGCAAUUUAAAUAGCUUUACAGAUUAUGGGAAUUAUGUCAAUGUUUGCUUCAUUUUUCCAGGUCUGGAUUUGUUAAGCAGAGUUAACUGAAGUUAACAAUUCUUUUGCAUUUAAUAUGUAUGUUAAGAGCUAAAAAUUGAUUGCAUGUAGCUUGUGUUUAUAUUUAGCUGAGCUGGUCUUCAUCAUUUCAAAUGUCGGAAUUUGGUGUUGUGCUAUAGCAUAUUAAUGUAUCAUUUUUUAAAAUCUUCCAUUUAUGAACAUAGAAAGUUUGUCCACUGGAGCCAGUCAAAUUAUCAAGCGAGCUGUAUGUACAUAAUGUCAUGAUUUUAUUAGCAGUCAACUUGCAGCCUUGAAGAUGAGUACAGUUGUCAUAGGUUAACUUAAUUGAAUAUUUUUCAUUUUAAAACUAUUUGCUUCAUAUAAAGAUGAUACAUUUCAUAUUUUAAUUUUAAAUUGAUUUGAAAAUGACUGAUAAGUGUUCAGUAUUGAUCAUUAUAUGUACUUAUUUUGAAUGUUUUAUACAAAAGAUUUCUCUAAUGUAGUGUCUGUCCAUCUUAAAAGUUCACAUUGUUUUAAAGCUCACACUAUUCUAUUAAUCAGCCUCAAUUUCAUUUGUUACAUUUUUUAUUACACCAGGAUACGUGUCAUUUGUUCAAAUGGGCUUACAUUCAUUCUUAGAAGCUGUACAUUUCUUGUAAAUUUGUUUUCAUUGGCCAGUAUGUAAAAAUUGAAAAUGUAUCAUCACUUUUACAUUUUAAAAAAAAAUGGCAUUGGAUUGCUUCUGUUUCUUCCAGUACAUUAUUUCAUCUGUCUACAAAAUUGCCACAUCAUUUUAUUUCAUGGGUCAGUUAAAUUGUUGGGACUUGGUCCUGCAAUAUUCAUUUUACAGAUGUCUUUGUGAGAAAGUCAAUUACAAAUUACCUAAAAAUGGCUGCUUUUUAUGUUUUGAAAAAGAAUAUAUUUUGCAUGAACAAAUUGCUUUGAGAUGUGUAUAUUGCUUAUUUUUCCACAUUUGUGUCAAACUAUACCAUUUUCAAUGCAUAGCACAAUAAGGAAAUGGAUACUCUAUGUAGGUUGUUUUUGUCCUCACAAGUUGUUUUUUUUUAAAAAGAACUCGUGAAGUAUGAAGUAAUUUUAUAAUGAUAAAAUUAGCUCCAUACAAAAAUGGUUCUGUUAGUUUUACAAUUUUCUUAUGACUGGUUCUGUGAAUGCAGUUUCUUAAAAAAGUAACAUACAUUAUAAAUGCCACAAAACAUUCUUUGUUACAUGUUUUGUAAGAUGUAAGUAAUAAAUUAAAAAAAAAACACAGCAACAUUUUUGAAACUUAAAAAAAAAAAUUUGCCAUUGGUGGUUGUAAGUAAAAUGUGAUUUUUAAAACAAAAAGUUUUAUAUUACUAAUUAAUGUCCUGUAAAUAUAAAAUUUUAUGUAAAUUAUGAUAGAUAUUUUUCUUAAUAAAUAUUUUUUCCCAUUGUGUUUUCUGAAAAAAGAAAAUGAUUUUAAUAAUCUGAGUUUUAAAUGGGAAUUUCGAAUUAAUUCACCUGGAUGUUCAAAUGUUUUAUUUAUUGAUAAUUUAUUUUGCUUAGUUAACUAAAUUCAGUCUGAAACAGGCGCAAAAAGAUUAUUUUAUUUUAACAUUAUUGUGGAGCUUUAUCAUUGUUGCAACACUCAAUUCUGAUGCCUUUGAUUUUUUUUUGAUACAGAAAAGAAGUAAUCACAAAUUCCCUAUCAUUAAAAUAGGUCUCUACAUAUACUUUAUAUUUUUAGAUGCCUCCUGUGAUAAGAAAAAUGACUUAAAGUUUUAUUAGUUUCCUUUUCAUGUGUAUAAGAUGAUACAUGUUGGCAUGAAAAAUUCCAGAGAACUAAACAAAAUUUGUAGAAGGGAGUGAAAAUGUUGACUAUUUUUUUUAAAAUUGUAUCGUGGUUGUGUAUAGCUUAACUGUUUACUAUGUGACAUAUUUUACUAUGUUUCCGAGCAUUAUUUUAUUCAUCAUACCAUUUUAGCUAGUCUUUAAUUUUUCAAAGCAUGAAGGAAGUCUUAAACAGCAAAAAAUGUGUUUCAAAACAUAAAUGAUCAAUACUUUUUUUUUUCCAAUUUCAUUAUUUAUAAUAUUCAUGGUUUAAAAGUAUAUUGGUAAAUUUUUACACCCAGAAAGUUUUCAAAAGAAAGCGUAACUUUUCUUAUUAUAAGAACAGUGGAUAUUGUUAGAGUAUCAUUAAGAGAAUGUCAAUGGGUCAGUGUGACGAUGUCACCUGAGGUUAAGUGUCAUGUUAUAUAGAGAUGUUUUAUUCUAUUAAAACUGCAUCUGUAUUAUUUUACAGCUCUUUGUCAACAAGAGCAGUCAGUGUUGUGCAGCAAUUGUGUUUCACUUCCUCAUGAUGAUUUUUCUUUUCAUCAAGUCUUGUAACAUAAAAAAAAAACUUAUGCAUGGUGGCAUUGUUUGAAGAUUUAUACUGUAUUGUUACAUAAGGCAAGACAUGAAGAAUUAUUAAGAAAUCCCAGCGUUUUGUCUCUCAUUAUAGCAGAUGUCUUAAUUGGUUACUAUAUUCCACACAUAUAGGAGGUACUACACAAAUCAUUUACUACUGUAGAAUGAAUUAAAAGGUUUUUAGUUCUAUUUUGAUGUAAAAAAAAGUCUGUGAUAAAUCUGGUCAAAAACAUCUUAGGUGGUAAACAUUGUGUACAUGAUACAACCAGAAUUGACAAGUCAUUUGCCUUUUUUCCCCAGUCAUCUUCUGUUUUAGAAAACAUCUUUAAAAUAAAAUAUGGUGUAUUGAUAAUUAAAGUUAAAUUUAUUUUUAAAAUUACAAUUUGAUUUUUUAAGAUUAUAGAUUUAAAAGAUCAAGAUAUUUCUUUGUUUUUACAAUGCUGAUAGACUUUUAAAGGCUUUCCACACCACUCCACUAAGUAAUGAACUAUUUCAUCAGAUGUUCAAAGGCUUGACAAAACUGGUUGUCCAUUGCUUAGUAUUUGCUUGAGUAUAAUUUCCUGUGAUCUGAUGGUCGUUUUGUUUACAGGUUGCAGUCAUCUUCAAUAUUUAUUUACAUUUGUAUAAAAUAUCUCCUAUCCCUAUUAAGAAAAUUCUAAUAGUUAAAAAGAAGCUAUUGAUAGUUAGAAUUGGUCUCCGCAGUCCAUCAACAUAGAUAUCCGGGAAUGGACUUUAGAAAAAAGAAAGCAUGUAUGAUUAUACGUGUUUAGUCUAUAUUUUAAGUCUUUUUUUUUUUUAAUAUUCUGUUGUUGCAUCUUUGUUAAUUAAAUAUUCAUUAUGCAUAGA
Messenger RNA from Physella acuta, 8383 nucleotides. RefSeq names its product ski oncogene. The record is from RefSeq and is a predicted model, not a curated record. Gene Ontology annotation, biological process: negative regulation of BMP signaling pathway. NCBI's taxonomy places the organism in Eukaryota, Metazoa, Mollusca, Gastropoda, Physidae. Gene Ontology annotation, molecular function: SMAD binding; RNA polymerase II cis-regulatory region sequence-specific DNA binding; DNA-binding transcription factor activity, RNA polymerase II-specific. Gene Ontology annotation, cellular component: nucleus; cytoplasm; transcription regulator complex.